AUGGGCAAAAAGGGCUUUAGAGGAAAGAACCGUCGUGGAGGUGGCCGUGGAGGCGGUCGUGGCGGCGGCGGCGAGGGCGGAAACAGCUGGAGAGACUAUCCUGCACUCAAGAAGGAGAAUGAGAAGCUCCAGCAGUACUACGACUCGCUGCUUGAGUUUUCUGAUGAAGAGAAGACGCAGUUUUGGGAGGCAUUGAGGCGCGAGCUGCCCAACAGCUUCCGCUUCUGCGGUUCGAAGGGCCAUGCGCUGGCCGUCGAGAGACUUCUGCGAUCCCGAUACAUUCCCGAAAUCGUCAAGAUCGAGCACCAGGAUGGCCGUCCCGUCGACCCUCCCCAGCCUGUUUCCUGGUACCCCGACGAGCUUGCUUGGUGGAUGACCACGCCCAAGAACGUUGUCCGCAAGUUCCCUCCCUUUGCAGCCUUCCAGAAGUUCCUCGUGUCCGAGACCAGCGUCGGAAACAUCAGCAGACAAGAGGUCGUCAGUAUGAUUCCUCCUCUGUUGAUGGAUCUCCGACCAGGCAUGACUGUGCUGGACAUGUGCGCCUCGCCUGGCAGCAAGUCCGCCCAGCUGCUGGAGAUGCUCCACGUUGGCGAAGAGUCUCGCGUGAGGAAGGUUCUGCGAGAAUUCGCCAAGGAAGACGGCCUAGACCUUGGUGACGAGACCAAGGAAGAAGCCGAGGCGGAUCUAGAGGCUGAUGCCUCUGAUGCCGGCCGUGCUACAGGUCUGCUGAUCGCCAACGAUGCUGACUACAAGCGUGGCCAUCUUCUAGUCCAUCAACUCAAGAGACUGUCAUCGCCCAAUCUCCUGGUCAUGAACCACGAUGCCACUCAAUUCCCCUCCAUCAAGCUGCCCUCGACCGAUCCGAACUCAAACAAGAACAACUACCUGAAGUUUGACAGAAUCUUGGCCGAUGUCCCCUGCUCCGGAGACGGAACAGCACGAAAGAACGCCAACCUGUGGAAAGAUUGGCAGCCGGGUAGUGCCUUGGGCCUUCACAUCACCCAGAUUCGCAUUCUUGUCCGUGCCCUGCAGCUUCUCAAGGUCGGUGGUCGCGUUGUGUACUCCACCUGCAGUAUGAACCCUGUCGAGAAUGAGUCGAUCAUUGCUGCUGCGAUUGAGAGAUGCGGUGGCUUGGAUAAUGUGGAGAUCGUUGACUCUAGCGAUAAGUUGGAUGGUCUCGUGCGUCGACCUGGCCUCAAGUCCUGGAAGAUCAUGGACAAGAGCGGCAAGAUCUGGAACAACUGGGAGGAGGUUGAGAACUUCACCAAGGAGAGCAAAGAUGGCGUAACCCCUGGUCGACUCGUCCCGUCCAUGUUUCCGGAUCCUAAUGGCACUACUCUGCCCCUAGAGCGCUGCAUGAGAAUCUACCCGCACUUGCAGGAUACUGGCGGCUUUUUCAUUACAGUUCUGGAGAAGAAGGCAGAGUUCAAGGCUAAGAACGAGAAUGAGCCCAAACAGGCCAACCAGACCAACGGCGCGGUAGAGGAUGCUGCUGCCGCUAUCCCUGCGGCCGAGACAAAGGCAGAGGACGCUUCUGCGCCGGAAGAGAAGAAGGAAGAUGAACCCAUGGAGGACGCCUCCCCCGCCGCUAGCAAGCGACCCCUGGAGGCUGAGGAAGAUGCAGAACAGCCCGCCAAGAAGGCAAAGACCGCAGAGGAAAGUUCAGCAGCCACCACUCCGGCCCCUGCUGCCGCUGCUACGACUGAGCGCCAAGACCGCCCAGGCAAGCCAAAGAGGAACGGCCCCAUUGAAGAGCCUUUCAAGUACCUCGAUCCCUCCCACCCUGUCAUCCAAAACAUCAAAGACUUUUACAGACUGUCCAGCCGCUUCCCCACCAACCGAUACAUGGUGAGGAACGAGAUGGGAGAGCCUGCCAAGGCCAUCUACUACACCACCGCCCUUACGCGAGACAUCCUCACGGAGAACGAAGGCAGAGGCCUCAAGUUCAUCCACGGUGGUGUCCGCAUGUUCAUGAAGCAGGACGCUCCGUCGGCGGAGGUCUGCCGCUGGCGUAUCCAAGCCGAAGGCAUGCCCAUCCUGCAGGGCUACGUCGGCGAGCCUCGCGUUGUGCGCCUGCGCAAGAAGGAGACGCUGCAUAAGCUCCUCAUUGAGAUGUUCCCCAAGAUUAACGAAGGAGAGUGGCAGAACUUUGAGGAGAUUGGCGAGCGUGUGCGCGACAUUGGCAUGGGAUGCUGCGUGCUGAGAGUCGAGCCGGAGGGCGACGACCCGGAGUGGCAGGAGAGAAUGGCUCUCCCGCUGUGGAAGAGCAUCCACUCGCUGAAUCUGAUGUUGCCCAAGGAGGAUCGUUCUGCCAUGUUGCUUAGAGUGUUUAACGAUACGUCGCCGUUGAUUAAUAUCAGCCUCCAACGUAAGGAGAAGCAGGAGAAGGCGGCUGAGGAACAGGAGCAGGAGGCUGGAGAGCAGGAAGAUGAAGAGAUUGACGUGGAAGAUAUUCCCACGCCUGAGGGAGCUGAUUAA
Messenger RNA from Trichoderma gamsii, 2478 nucleotides. Its product is annotated as methyltransferase. Gene Ontology annotation, biological process: tRNA methylation. Bases 1 to 2478 code for a protein of 825 amino acids. Lineage: Eukaryota; Fungi; Ascomycota; Sordariomycetes; Hypocreales; Hypocreaceae. Gene Ontology annotation, cellular component: cytoplasm; nucleus. The transcript has 3 exons. The record is from RefSeq and is a predicted model, not a curated record. Gene Ontology annotation, molecular function: tRNA (cytidine-N5)-methyltransferase activity; tRNA binding.